GUCCCUGUGGGGCCCUGCUGAGGGUUCGAUGGGCUCAUAGAGAUGCCCUUAUGUGUUGCUGUGGAAGGAAAUGGUCCAUUUGGGAGGCCCCAGCCCUGUGCAGAAGGGGAGGAAGGAAGAAAAUGGGCUCUGAGAAUGGCCUGCGGCAAGUGCCUCUGUCGCUGUCAGUCCCUUCAUCUUCCAGUUCCGGGUGUGCCCAGUAUGGCUUCAUCCAACUGCCAAGGUCCUGGAAUUGAGGGAGGAUGCCAAAGGUGCCAAACCACAGGAGCAGCAGCAAGAACGUUACGAGAGGGGUGAGAGUGCCUCCAGUGUCAGCUUUGGGGCCUGCUGGCAUCAGGGGAGCAGUACACUGGGGCCAUUGUACUGCGACGAGCCUUCUUGGAACCAAAGUUUGAACAUUUGAUGAAUGCGGGAGGCGUUCAGCAAAAAUGCAAUUCAAGCAGCAGUUAAUAUGUAUCCACUCUGUGCAGAGCUUGUGGGGGGUUCUUCAGGGGAACUGGAGACCAGCAGGACCUGAGCUCCACCCUCAAGAGGUCUGAGGACUCCCAAUAGAGUAGGGAACACAGAUCCACAGACAAUUUAUACAGUGACAAAAUGCCACCAACUGUCACUGACAUGUGAUGCUCUGGGCUGGGUCCCCUGGUGAGAGGAAGAGGAUUCUGGCCCUUGCGACAUUCAAGUCCCACCCAGUCACCGUUUCACAAGCAUGUGUUUGGAUAUUCCAUUUUACACACGUUAAGCUUAAGACUAAAGUGACACAUUUAAGUGAAGACAUUCAAGAGUGGAGCUCAGAAUCUAGACUAGCAGUAUAAAUCAGGGACGAAAGGCAGUGGGUGAGAUCACUGAGGAGCAAGUGUGGGGAGAAAAGAACACCCAGAGGAUGUGUGUGGACAGGAGGGGCUGGCGGGCAGUACAGGAGGAGGGGCAUCAAGGAGACGUCGCGUGAUUUUAACAGGCGAUGCUGUAUUAACAGGGAUGUGAAGCACAGCAGGUCCUCCUAUAGCGAGGAAGAUGGGAUGCAGCAUGGAGACCGCCUCUGCCAGCUCACCGCUGAGAGGAGGAGCUUUCUGUAGCCCAUGGUGGGCAUGAGGGUAAUGGCCGUCCACACGAGGAUGGCCUGACGCCGUGCUCAGCGCUUCAGAUGCGUCAUUGUGAUUGCGUUUAGUCCUCACUGCACCCUUCCAGGCUGACCGUACCACGGGGUAGAGAAGUUGGGUGACUCGCCCAGAUUCAGUGGUCAGCAGGCAGCGAGGUCAGCAUUCCACCUCAUCCCUCUCACAGCCCAGCCAGCCUUACACGCACGCUCACCAGUUUUGGAACACGCAGGCUGUGCUGGGUCUGAAUUCAUAGGAAAGGGCCUGUGCAGGCUCUAUGAGGAAAUCUACCGGCCCGAAUUCAGAAACAGCAAGUUAACUGGACAAGGGAAGCCUGGCACCGUGGCAGCAUGCUUCAGUUGUUAGAUAGUAAGCCGAAAUUUACAUUCUCCCGAUUUUGUCUCGUGAUGUGCAUCAAGUAUAUUUUGAAUUGGGAAAACAGCUCAAAGAGAGCAUUCAUGAGGAUUCUGGCUCACAGUUGAUCAUCUUGAGUAAAUGACCUCAACCACAGAGGCGCCGAGGACUUCCUGGAGUUGUCAUGCACUCACAAGAACAGAGUCCGGCGAGACACAUCACCUUCACCUACUCGCCGGGGAGGUGGCGGAGGGGCAGGCCAGGCUGGGCUUUGGCAGUGAAGCCAAGAGGAGCAGAAAACGCGCGCUGGCUGCACCGCCGGAGAGGCUCGGGGCUGCGGCGCCCCCGCCCGCGCCGGGAGCCCCUGAUUGGAUCCUCCCGGAUCUGCCCGCUCCAGCCCGCUCCCCGCCGGGGAAGCGAGCCCACCGAGUGCUGGCUGCCCUGUCGACACCCAAGAUUUAAAACGGGCAAGUUUUGUUCUGGAGACUAAGGACUUUCGCUCCGAUUCCGGGAAGAGAGCAGACCUCCGACAUGGAAGUUUAAGGAGCUGGAUUUGGACUUUUGAAAUUGCUCUAUCGCCAACUGCAUCCUGACUGCGGCCGAGGUCCGCCGGGAGUGAAAACGCUGUCUUUCCUUCCGGAUCACUAAAGGACGGAAGCUCUGGCACGCCCGAGGGGAUGCCGCAACCCCGGGCAUGGGCUGUUCUUUGUGCCGGGGGCCGGGGACCGGCUCGGGGUCCGCGGCGAGGGCUCGGGGCCGCCCAGCCUCCGCCCCGCCCCCGCCGGGCCCGCAGCCCUGCGCCGCCUCCUAGCCGGAGCGGCUCUGGGACCACGGAGAGGUCGGAGCUGCUUCAGCUUCCUUCAGCCCCGGCGAGCUCGCUGUAGGGCCGAGAGGGGGAGAGAGCCUCGAGGAGAAAACUUUUGACUCUUCGAGAUCCGUUGGGAACAGUUGAAGAAAUACAGGAAAAUAGGUCACACUUAACUUUCAAAAGGAAGUACAUGGGAUAGCUGCCUGAGGCCAGUCACCGACCUUAAUGAAGGAUGCCCGUGUGGAAACAUUGUGAUGUGCCAGUGUCCACAUUCUACAGCGUCUUCCGUUCUUUGUGAUCUUCAUACAAAUGGUAUUAAAGGAAAAUAUUUUGUGAAGUAGGAAGCUCCUUGCACAUUUUUAAUGACCAACCUACGUUAAGAUGGACAUCUGUUCUACAGAAGACCAAGUUCUAUGGUCUCAAAGAAGCAAAUGCCCUUUUCACACUGAUCCUCAAUAAAAAAACAAUGCACAUCAGAAUGUUCGUGAGUGGCAGAAUAAAAAAACGUCAGUUUGUUCAGUUAUUUGCUACUUGCUUUAUUCUAAGCCUCAUGUUUUUUUUGGAACCAUUUGAUAAUCACAUUGUGAGCUAUAUGAAGUCCUACUCUUACAGAUACUUCAUAAAUAGCUACGACUUUGUGAAUGAGAGCCUGUCUGUGAAGCGCAGCAAGCAUGGAGCCCCUCGCUACCAAUACUUGAUUAACCACGAGGAGAAAUGUCAAGCCCAGCACGUCCUCCUCUUACUGUUUAUAAAGACGGCUCCCGAAAACUACCAUCGACGGUCUGCAAUUAGGAGAACAUGGGGCAAUGAGGAGUAUGUGUGGUCUCAACUUAAUGCCAACAUCAAAACUCUGUUUGCCUUAGGAACACCCUCUAAUCCACUGAGGAAAGAAGAACUGCAAAGGGAACUGGUUUGGGAAGACCAAAUGUACAAUGAUAUAAUUCAGCAAGACUUUGCUGAUUCUUUCUAUAAUCUUACUCUUAAAUUACUUCUGCAGUUCAGUUGGGCAAAUACCUUUUGUCCACAUGCCAAAUUCCUUAUGACUGCAGAUGAUGACAUAUUUAUUCACAUGCCAAACCUUAUUGGAUACCUUCAAAGUUUAGAACAAAUUGGUGUUCAAGACUUUUGGAUUGGUCGUGUUCAUCGUGGUGCCCCACCUGUCAGAGACAAACGCAGCAAAUACUAUGUCUCCUAUGAAAUGUACCAGUGGCCAGCUUACCCUGACUAUACUGCUGGAGCUGCAUAUGUGAUCUCCAGCGAUGUAGCUGCCAAAGUCUACGAGGCCUCACAGACACUUAACUCUAGUCUUUACAUAGACGAUGUGUUCAUGGGCCUCUGUGCCAAUAAAAUGGGGAUAGUACCACAAUACCACGUGUUUUUCUCUGGGGAAGGUAAAACUCCUUAUCACCCCUGCAUUUAUGAUAAAAUGAUGACAUCUCAUGGACAUGUACAAGACCUUCAGGACCUAUGGGAGGAUGCCACAGACCCUAAAGUAAAGACAAUUUCAAAAGGUUUUUUUGGCCAAAUGUAUUGUAGGAUAAUUAAAAUAGUUCUCCUUUGCAAAUUGACCUAUGUGGACACGUAUCCUUGUAGGGCUGCCUUUGUCUAAUAGUACUUGAAUAUUAUAUGUUCUUACUGUCACUGAGCCAAACCUGGAUUAAAAAAAACAAAAACCCUUUAAAUGUUUGUCUACACCCUAAGUGAAAUGACUAUGAAAAACAAAGAAAUAUUUUGAAAGCCUAUUCUCUCAGAAUGUUUCUUUGAUUCUAGAAGCUAUUUAUUCAAUAUCUACUUCAUUGCCUAAACCCAUUUCAAGGAAUUUGUACUUAGAAAAGGUUUAUGAAAACCAAGCUAAAGGGAAAUUCAAAUUCUCAAUGCCACAUGUAUGUUUGAGGUAUAGAGACGUUAUUAAGGAGCCUUGGUAUUAGAAUAACUGCUUUUGGGAAAUACCAAGUGGCUGUAGAUAGAGUACAGCAUUUCAAAGAAAUGAAUAUAUUGUUAGAUUAGGUAUACAAGUUAAAUUUUUAUUAAAGAGCACUUGAUGGAAAUUCUGGGGGUAAGGGAAGGUUGGCAUAGAAAAAAUAUGAAUCUGAUAAAAGUCCAUGUUCUUUAGAGGAGAUUUAGGGAAAUGUACAGCAAGUCCUCAAAUAACCUGAUUUUGUUAAGCAUCAUUUUGUUACAAUGUUGAUAAAAUGCAUAGGAACUUAACUUUUGUUUAUGUCAAUUAGCCUAUUAUAAUAUUGUUUCAUUAUACAUUAUUUCACACAGUUCCAACAAGCUAACAACAAUGUUAAGUGCGGAUUUACUGUACACAAUUUCUUUAUAAACAGCCAAAUCAUUUAUUGCCGCAACCAUAUAGUUAUUUUACCAAGAUAGUGUUGAGGUCAUUUAAAACAUAUUUAUCUUUUUUUUCAAAGUUUAAUGUAAAAUUUGAGAAAUCAUUAGCUCUGCCCUAAUUGGUACUUUAUAUGGUUUUUUGUUUGUUUUUUGAUUAUUAGAAAAUGACAAAACUUGGGCAGUUUGUUACUCGUAGGGUCGUUCUGUAGGGAGAAAUCAUUGUUUGUUCAAAUAAGCUUAUUUUAAUUCAAUGAAUUUUUCAACUGGUUUUUAAAUAUCAAUAUCAGUCUGUUUUUAAGGUAGUUAUUUGAUUGUAGUUUGCAUAGAGGGAUGUAAUUAUGGAGAAGACUUCAAAAGGAAAGAUAGAAUAUUAAAAGCACCUUUUCUCCAUAAUUGAUAAAAUAAAAUUCUUAGUGUCUAAAUUAUUGUAAUGAUUACUAAAAUUAACCCACCCCUCCCCAAUAAGGUCUCAUAAACCAUAGUACUUUGUUCCAAGUUCAGUUUUAAAAUUGAGAGUAUUAACCAUCACAUCAAAGCUAUAGUAUCUUUAAAAAUGUAUUCUUUAAUCAAAAUAACUAUCAGAGGUAUUGUCAACUUUUAAAUAUUUCAAAUAUGAAGGCAGAAUGAAAGACAGAAAAGUUGCCAGAAUGAGAUAUAAAGCAUUUGUAAAGCCACGUGUUCCUUGUAAUCAAAGAGGUGGCUAGGAUCUAAUAGCGUAAGUUACAUUUAUUUUACAAAGCAGGAUAGAAAUGUGGCUAAAAUGCAAACAACCUCUCCUCAAGAUAGGAAGUACUAGGUGAUGUCUAUUACAGGGAUAUAUAAAGGCCAAAAUAAUGACUUCAACAAAAGCAGUUGAACUGAUUACAGAACCUUUGUCUGCAGAGGCACCUAUUAGGAAAAACUAAGAUGUUUUAUUUAAUUAGAUGAUGUUUCAAACAUGCAAAACAAAACAGAGCUCAAAAAGAAUCCUUAGUCAACACUACUGGAUGAUGACAUAUAAUUUUUUUGCAGGUAGCUUUUUAAUGUUUACAGAAAUGUUUUGUUAUUUUUUUCUAUUUUGGAAAUUGAGGCUUGUUUACAUUGAUUGCUCAGAUAAUUUAGAAUUUUUUAACUAAUGUCAAAACUAGUGUCAACCAUUCUAGUUUAUAAUUACUUUCAGAGUAAGUUCCGGGUUUUUAGAUCAUUACAAUCUAAAUUUUCUGACCAAUUAAAAAAACUAGAGAACAAAAUCACAUUUUGACAAAGUAGAUUCAUAAUUAAUUUUUAUUAGUUGAUUCUUUAAUAGCCGUUUGCCUUCUGGCCAUACCUACCCUGUGUGUCUAUACUUGUAACUGUUUAAAUUCACUAUUAGUUGAAAACAUCAGUGUCACUCUGGCCAUCAAAAUGAUCUUGUUUACAGCAAUACUUUUAUGAAAAUUAUUUAUUUGCGAAAGUGCUCCCCUCAACUGUGUUCGUCUUUUUAUUUUUACUUAGAAUAGAAUGGUCAGAUUUAAAUUUAAAGGAAAGAUGAAGGCACUUCCUUUUUAAAUAAGGAAAUUGCUAGAUGCUUCCUUCAUCAGACUUAAAGUACUGGGAAGAAUAUUUGUAAAUACAGUAAAAGGAUUUCAACCUUUUAAAAAGGAAGGAAAAAACCUUUUUGGUGCUCCAAUGUAGGACUGUCUUAAGAAUUGAAAACAAGGGGAAAAUAAACUAUCAGCCUGGAUGGUCACUUGAGUAGAAGACGGUUGUACUCAGUGUUAUUGCUAAAACCUUUUUACCUCUUGGUUGGUUUGCAUCUUUUUUUCCAUAUUAUUAAUUUUAUACCAAAAUGUUAAGUAUUUAUAUUAUUUGAAUUUUGCUCUUAUAUGGCAAAAUAAUUAGUGGUUUUUAAAAAAAUAAAUCUGUGUUUUCCAAUAAACAACAUGAAACUUGUUGGCA
Molecule: messenger RNA, 6510 nt
Organism: Hipposideros armiger (great roundleaf bat)
Lineage: Eukaryota; Metazoa; Chordata; Mammalia; Chiroptera; Hipposideridae
Gene: B3GNT5
Product: UDP-GlcNAc:betaGal beta-1,3-N-acetylglucosaminyltransferase 5
Exons: 5
Coding region: 2723-3865 (380 amino acids)
Biological process (GO): protein O-linked glycosylation
Cellular component (GO): Golgi membrane
Molecular function (GO): N-acetyllactosaminide beta-1,3-N-acetylglucosaminyltransferase activity
Source: RefSeq, a predicted model, not a curated record